Oryza sativa Japonica Group (Japanese rice) is the source of this 5354-nucleotide messenger RNA. Lineage: Eukaryota; Viridiplantae; Streptophyta; Magnoliopsida; Poales; Poaceae. The record is from RefSeq and is a predicted model, not a curated record.
AAGAGAAAAUUGACAUUUAGCCAUCGUCAGGAUGGGGUUUCGCCAGAAUGCCACUCCGGAUUGUGGCUUCGUUAUAAUGCCAUUUUCGAACGACGCCACAUUGCUACUUUGCCAUUUCGACCAAAUUAGCUGAUUUGCAAAUGAUUUCCACCGUGGUGUGACAAAAUUGCCCCUGUGACCAUUUAGUUGACUUGCGUGGAGGAGAUGGAUCCCUGGCGCCGGCGCGGCUGGGGACGGAGAUGAUGCCGGCGUGGGUGGAGAAGGCUGCUCGGCUCAGCGGCGUGGCUGGGACGAUGGUGGCGUCGGCGACGCCAUCCGCGUCGACGUAGGAUAACAUCCCCACUUGCCCCAACCAUGUCGGCGCCGCCGCCAUCCCUGUCCCCGUCCCCGUCCCCAGCCGUGUCGCCGCCUUCCCCAUCCCCAGCUGCACCGACGCCACCGCCUGUAUGUCCACAUGCUCCACCGUCGCCAUCCCACCCUCACGCAAGAAGCAUCCCGAUGACACACACGACGGUGGCGCGACGAUGGCUAGUUCUGAAGGCAAGGCGGCUGCUACAUCUGAGGCCGGGGUGACGGUGGCGGCUAUGGCGGAGGCGGCGUCAGCUAGGUUUGGGGGCAGCCUUCCCCACCCACGCCGGCGUCGUCCCCUUCCCCGUCCCCGUCCCCAGCUUAGCUGGCGUCGUCCCCGUCCACAGCCACGCCACCGAGCCGUGCUGUGUAUAUGCAACGGAGAGGAAGAAGAGAGAGAUGAGAUAGGAUAAAGGGUAUUUUAGUCAUCUCAGCAAGAAAAAACACUACAAAAAUCAUUAAAUUGAGAAGAAAUGGAUAAAAUGGCAUUACAACAUGUUGCCCCUGUUUGAGGAUGGCAUUUUAACGAAACCACUUUUGGGAGUGGCAUUCGAGCGAAACCCCGUUUUGACAAUGGCAAAAUGUCAAUUUUCUCAUGACAAAACCCUUUUCACUUGAGUUCUGCAGAACCAGUGGCAGCAGCAGCCGGCGGCGAGCCAUGGCAAGAAGCCAGCAAGCCGCUCCGCCGCCUCACCUCCCGUCGUCCUCGCCGCGCCGCCGCCUGCCGUCCUAUGGUACGUAGCCUCCUCGCGCGCCUCGAACCCCCUCGUACGUCACGACGGCUGUGCCCUCGCUGCAGGGAGGCCCCCCCCCACCCGUUCGGCGAAAUGCGCAGCUGGAGCGCUUUGCCUCGGCUUGUACUCUGGCGUCGAUGCCAUGAUUAUGUCGGUCUCCAUGGGUGAUGCAUUCCCGGCCCUGGGAUCCUACCCGCAAAAGAGCUGCUGUCCCGCGAGGCCCCGCUCGAUUUCGUUCUUGCCCCUGCCAGAAGGAAAAGCACUGGGAGGGGAAUAAGUGCACAUCAAUGGGGAUUUUCUCUGGCUGGAAAGCAAGCAAGAUAGCAGAAGGCACUCACAUAGCUUGCUACCUUCUGCAGCACUAUAAAUACGUUGUUGCUAUCUUCCACACCACUACACACAAAUAGCUUACAGCCCUUGUCUGCGAACAAGAAAAAUGGCCGUUGUCCUAGAUGCUUUUGCGUCCUACGUCAGCGACCUGCUCUUGCAGGUGGCCAAAGAUGAGGUGGGCAUGCUACUUGGUGUCUCCGACGAGAUCACCAAGCUAGAUGAAAAGCUUCAAUUUCUCAAGGACUACCUUGCUGAUGCUGAAAAGAAGCGCAUCACCGACAAGCAUGUUGACGGGUGGGUGAGGAAGCUGAAGGGCAUCAUGUAUGACGCCACUGACAUCCUAGAGCUCUGCCAGCUUAAGGCCAUGGAGCAGGGUUCUUCAGUUGACUUGGGCUGUUGCAACCCCUUGCUGUUCUGCCUACGGAAUCCAUUGUUCGCGCAUGACAUUGGCAGCCGUAUCAAGAAGCUCAACCAGAGCCUUGAUAGCAUAUGCAAGACAGGUGCCGAGUUUAGCUUCAUGAAGCUGGAAGCCUAUCAAGAUCGAAGGACUGCCUCUCCGCUCAUCAGUCGUACAACAUCACCGGUGUUGGAGCGGUCAGGUGUGGUUGGUGAUCAGAUCGAAGAGGAUACAUCAGCAUUGGUGAAGUUGCUAACUGAUGACAAGGAGACCAUUCAUGCGGAGAACAAUAGCCUGUUGUUAGCCAUAGUGGGUGUUGGUGGCAUUGGCAAGACUACUCUUGCCAAGAACAUCUUCAAUGAUGAUGCCAUCCAGGAGAAGUUUGACAAGAAGAUAUGGUUGAGUGUCACGCAGAAGUUCAAUGAACCUGAUCUCCUGAGGAGUGCCAUCAUUGCCACCGGGGGUGAUCACCGCAGCUCACAUGACAGAUCUGUGCUUGAGCUAAGCCUUCUGAAUGCCAUCAAGGGGAAGAAUUUCAUUUUGGUGCUGGAUGACAUGUGGACUGAAAGAGCAUGGAAUGACUUCCUCCAGAUACCAUUCAGUCAUGGUGGUCGAGGUAGCCGAGUCAUUGUUACCACAAGAGAUGAGAGAAUUGCCAGGGGGGUGAAAGCCAAGUACCUUCACCAUGUCAACAAACUAGGAUCUGACGAUGCUUGGUCCCUGCUCAAGAAACAGGUUAUCCUUAGUGAGAUAGAUGAGCCUGAGAUUGAGGCACUAAAGGAUGUCGGAAUGGAGAUAAUAGGAAAAUGCGAUGGUUUACCACUCGCUAUCAAAGUGCUAGGGGGCCUCUUGUGCAGAAGAGAUAGAAACCAUGGUGUUUGGUCAGAGAUUUUGAGUAAUUCUACAUGGUCAGUUGAUGGAAUGCCCCAAGACCUAAACUAUGUGUUGCACCUGAGCUAUGAAGAUCUCUCUCCUCAUUUGAAGCAAUGCUUCCUGCACUACUCACUUAUCCCUAAAAAUGUUGUCCUUGGUUAUGAUACCAUUAUUGGUAUGUGGAUCAGUGAAGGACUUGUACUUCAAUGCACAAAAGGAUUAGAAGAAUUAGGAGAAGAUUACUACAAGGAGUUGAUCAUGAGAAAUCUUUUGGAGCCAAGUAUAGAGUAUGUUGAUCAAUGGCACUGCACGAUGCAUGAUGUUGUCCGCUCAUUUGCUCAUUAUGUGGCUAGAGAUGAAGCAUUGGUGGUUCAAGGUAGACAAAUUGAUAUUAGUAAUCUUCAUUCACAGAAGUUCUAUCGAUUAUCCAUUCAAACUGAUGAUGAAGUAGAGUGGAAUCUUCUAAAAGAGCAAAUGUCACUCAGAAUGUUAAUAUCAGUAAGUGAUAUCAAGCUAAGGCCUGGUGAUUCAUUGGGCAACUUUUCAGGUCUACGGAUCUUGUGUAUAAAUUCAUCAAAUUUUCUUCCUUUGGUUGACUCUCUGUGCCAAUUGAAGCACCUAAGGUACUUGUCCUUGGCAACAGAUGAUAUAUCUAGAUUGCCAGAUGACAUUGGCAAGAUGAAAUUCUUGAUGUACAUUGACAUUAAUGCAUGUGGAAAUUUGGUGCAACUUCCUAAGAGCAUUUUAAAGCUAAGACAGCUGAGGUAUCUAAGCCUUGGUGACACACAUAUAAAUGCAAUACCUGAGGGGUUCCAUAAUCUGUCAAGUAUUCGGAAAUUAUAUGGUUUUCCAGCUCACAUGGGCACUGGUGGUGUUUCGCCAAAAGAGAAUUGGUGUAGUUUGGAAGAGCUAGAAUGUCUUUCUGAGCUCAGGGAUCUAGACCUAAAUUGUCUUGAGAAUGUCUCUGCCAGCUCUUAUGCUGCAAAGGCUUCACUUUGCACCAAGGAGCAUCUUAUCUUCUUAAAAUUACGCUGCACUAGUAGAUUGGGAGAUGAUGGGUUACUCAAAGAGGAAGGUUUAUCUGAGAUGGAGCAGCGGCUUGUUGAGGAGGUGUUUAAUGAGUUCUGUCCUCCUCGCUGUUUAUACAAUCUUGAAAUUUUUGGAUACUUUGGGUGUUCACUGCCAAAUUGGAUGAUGUCACCAAUAUCCAGAACGCCUCUUACGAGCUUGAGGUAUCUGUUUCUUAAAGACUUGGCUUGUUGCACCCAACUACCUGAUAUUUUGUCUCAGCUCCUUCAUUUGUUCAUGCUACAAAUUGUUCGUGCACCGGCCAUCAAGCGUGUCGGGUCUGAAUUCCUGCUCUGCCAUGAUCAUGGCCAUCAUUCCCUGACGGCGAAAGCAUUUCCAAGAUUGCAAGUGCUAUUCUUCGUGGGGAUGGUGGAAUGGGAGGAGUGGGAGUGGGAGGAACAAGUGCAAGCAAUGGCUGUCUUGGAGGAGCUUUUACUUGAGCGUUGCAAACUGAGGUGCCUUCCUCCUGGCCUUGCCUUCCAUGCAAGGGCUCUGAAGAAACUAUGGAUAUGUGAGGUCCAGAACCUCAAGUCUCUUGAUAACUUCGCUUGUGUUGUUGAGCUCAGUGUGGAUGACAACCCUGAUCUGCAGAGGAUAUCUAAUUUUCCCAAAUUGCGGAAGCUUGACAUUAUGUUCUGCCCCAAAAUGGAAGUAUUGGAGAAUGUGCCAGAACUCAGAAUCCUCACACUUAAGGACUAUAGUAUUGAAACACUCCCUGGUUAUUUGCAGCAAGUAAGCAUGAGGAAUUUGUUCGUGGACUGCAGCUUUGAGCUUCUUAGUUCCAUAGCCAUGGGAGAUACAGGUCCUGAGUGGAACAAGAUCAGCCAUAUCCAGCAAGUGAAGGCUAAUUCAGAUGAUGGAUACGAUGAAACGAUGUGGUAUGUCUCCUACACAAGAGAUCCCUACAGCUUCGAGACAAACAUCAUCCCUUCGUCCAAUCCCAGUGCUUUGCUGCAUCAGAACCAAAUGAUGAGAAGUAGUGCGUUCACAAAAGAACGAGAGCUGAAGUUGCAGUUAUCUAGGAGAAAUGCUAGGAUGUCCCUGUCCUUACAGAAAAGUAGACGGUGGCUUGGUCAAUCUUCUCGCACCAGAUGUUCAGAUCAGAGUUUCGUAGAUUCCAUGAUCAUGGAGGGAUGAUUGUUGAAGGGUGGUCAAGGCAGAUGGAACCACCAUCCCCACUCCUUGUUGGAGGGUGGAUAAUUCGUUGUUGCGAAGAACGGAAAUCAAACUGUAUUUCAAUUCAGCAACCAUUUUCUGGCAUAAUAUGCUUUUUCAGAAAUAAGGGGCACUGCCGUUGAGUUGGCUGUCACAGAGGCCUCAAUUUUAUACUCAUAUACUGCAGUGUUUACCGUAGGUUGCCUUCCUUUCUUGUAUGCAUUUUUUUUUCUGUUUAUUUUGAGAAACAAUGGUUUGUAUAUACAGGAUUAGCAAGACUGGGACUGUCAUUCUUUACUUGUAGUUGUAAGCUGCCCAUGAAAAGCUGUACUCUUGCCGAAAGCGCAGCUGAUUUUUUUACUCAACAGCAGUGUGAGAAGGAUCUUUAUGUGAACUCUAUGUAUGAGUUUUCUAGAUGAAAUUGCAAAAACAAUCCAUUCCAGAAUCAA